This is a messenger RNA of Pseudonaja textilis, 2707 nucleotides long. It is a transcript of the gene PIWIL4, whose product is annotated as piwi like RNA-mediated gene silencing 4. The record is from RefSeq and is a predicted model, not a curated record. Gene Ontology annotation, molecular function: RNA binding; protein binding. Lineage: Eukaryota; Metazoa; Chordata; Lepidosauria; Squamata; Elapidae.
UCUGUUGGUCCUUCUGGUUAUACAGUGAUGGAGAGAGGGGGGAGGAUCCAGUGUAAAUUUCGGGACCUGGAAGUGAAUACCAGAAAAGCAAUGGUACAUGUAAAAGAUUCUAAAACAGGAUCCAGCGGCAUUCCGGUGAACGUGAUUACCAACCUGUUUAGUUUAGGCUUGCCCAGGGAAUGGCAGCUAUACCAGUACCAUGUAACAUUUAACCCAGAGCUGGAAUCGAGACGUUUACGGAUUGCCCUGCUGUAUAACCAUGUUGAAUUUCUUGGAAAAGCCAAAGUAUUUGAUGGAGCAACCCUAUUUCUUGCACAUAAGCUUGAGAACCAGGUCACAGAACUGUCUUGUGAAACCCGAAGAGGGGAUAUGGUAAAGAUAACAGUCCAAUUAACUCACCAGCUUUUUUCCAGCAAUCCUGUGUGCAUUCAGUUCUUAAACCUCCUCUUUAAAAAGGUUUUACAAAAGCUGUCAAUGUAUCAGAUUGGACAAAACUUCUACAGUCCCUCUGAUCCCGUGGAAGUCCCUCAACACAAGCUGGUUCUUUGGCCAGGAUUUGCGGUUUCUGUUGGACACUUUGAGAACAAAGUCAUGCUUUGUGCAGAUGUGAGCCACAAAGUCCUUCGGAGUGAAAAUGUUUUGGAGUUCAUGACUAAUCUGUAUAAUAAUUCAGAGAGGACCUGUUUUCCAGAAAACUGUGAGAAGGAAUUGGUGGGGCUUAUUUUUCUUACAAGGUACAACAACAAAACAUAUCGUAUUGAUGAUAUUGAAUGGUCUAUAAAACCAACAGAUACGUUCCAGAAGCGUGAUGGCACCCAGAUCUCUUAUGAGGAUUAUUACAAACAGCAAUACGAUGUAGUCAUAACUGAUCUGAAUCAACCAAUGCUUGUUAGCCAACUGAAGAAUAGAGGCAACUGUUCUGCUGAGCCCCGUGUGGUGCAUCUAAUCCCAGAACUUUGCUACAUGACAGGGCUUAGCAGACAUGCAACUUCAGACUUUCGCUUGAUGAAAGAUCUCGCUCAACACACUCACUUAUCCCCACAACAGAGACAUCAACGGCUGUCUAGACUUGCUGACAACAUUCAGAGAAAUAAAGACGCUCGCUUUGAAUUAGAAAAUUGGGGGUUGCAGAUGGGAUGCCAGGCUUCCUUGACCGGACGUGUGGUCUCCCCAGAGAAAAUCCUCAUGCAGAAUGAGACAUGUUCUCCAGUGAACCCUGGGGACUGGUUCAAGGAUUUGCGCAAUAUGAAGACAAUCAGCGAGACUCGUCUGGAGAGAUGGCUCGUCCUGUGUAGUUACAACCAUACAGAUCUGACCCAUAAUUUUUUGAAUUGCUUGAGAAGAGUAGGAAGUCCCAUGAAUUUUCAUCUUCAAUAUCCCACAAUUUUGCCAAUAAAAGAGGGCCCAAUGUCAUUUGUGAAAGUCCUACAACAGCACGUGAAUCCUGAGCUACAGCUGGUGUUAUGCAUAUUGUCUUCCAACAAGAAGGACUGUUACGAUUCUGUGAAGAAGUUCCUGAGUCUUCACCAGCCCAUCCCUAGCCAGUGUGUGCUCGUCCGUACAUUGUCUAAACAAGGAAUGAUGAUGAGUGUGGCUACAAAAAUUGCUAUGCAGAUCAUCUGUAAGCUUGGAGGGGAGCUCUGGGCAGUUGAAAUACCAUUGAGGUCCCUCAUGGUCGUCGGCAUUGAUGUCAAUAAAGACACUCUGACCAAAGGAAGUUCAGUUGUUGGAUUUGUGGCCAGCCUGAAUGCCUCAAUAACUAAGUGGCAUUCGCGUUGCAUUUUCCAGUGUGCAGGAACCAGUAUGGCAGAUUGUUUAAGGAUCUGCAUGGAAGGUGCUAUAAACAAUUGGGAGAAAUGUAAUGGGCAUCUACCUGCACGCAUAAUCAUAUACCGGGAUGGUGUAGGAGAUGGGCAGUUGAAGAUGGUGAUGGAUUAUGAAGUCCCACAGUUGCUAAGUGUCCUUGAUGAAUGCAGUGGCGGGUGCAGACCCAAGAUGACAUUAAUCAUUGUGAAAAAGAAAUGCCUUUCUCGCUUCUUCGUUGAGUCUAAUGGGGGCCUGAGGAAUCCUCCUGUUGGAACGGUUAUUGAUACGGAGGCCACCCAACCUAGCUGGUAUGACUUUUUCUUGAUUAGCCAACUUGCACGCCAAGGGACUGUCAAUCCCACGUACUAUAAUGUGGUUUAUGAUGAGAACAAGUUAAGUCCAGACCAUAUGCAGCGGUUCACUUUCAAGAUGUGUCACCUCUACUAUAAUUGGCCUGGGUUAAUCAGAGUGCCAGCACCUUGUCAAUAUGCCAACAAGCUGACGUUUUUGGUCAGCCAGAGCAUCCACCAAGCGCCAAGCCUGGAACUUGCAAACAAGCUUUUCUAUUUGUAAAGAUGCUGGAGGAGGAGCGGCAGGGAGGAAGAUUUUGGUUUUGAAAGGAAAGCACUGUCUUCCCUUUCUGUGGGAAGCUGCUUCCAGUUCCAGGAAGAAGAGGUGAGGCAUUUCCUUGCCUUCACUCACAUCAGUAGCCUUGGAGUUAAAAACAUGCUGGUUUGUUGUAUGUUUUAAUGGCAAUUCUUUGUGUGAAAAUCUCCCUUAUUUCAAGGGGCUGUUUAUUCUUUUACCUGAAUAUUUAAGACUGUGCAACUCUCUUAGAUGGAAGUACUUCAGAAAUAUUUUGUAAUUUACUUAUUUGCAUUACUAAAAUGUUUGUAAUAAA